AUGCACCAGCAAGAGAUGAACCAAUGGUCGGUGGCGGGUUCUGAUACUCACGUUUGUCGGCGUUCCGCGGGACUUCUCCUCUUUCUAACUCUCGCCCCGUUCCCUCCCGAACAGGUCUCCUUCGCCAAGGUUCUCCUGGGGCUCUUCGGCUUGGCAGUGGUCGUGGUUCUGAUCGUGGUGCCCACCGUGGUCUUCCUCAAAGAGAAGGAUGCGACCAACACGAGAACUUUCUCCCUGGAGGAUGUCUUCAACAGCUCAUUGAGACCAAAGUCCUACAGCAUAAGAUGGAUUUCAGAUUACGAGUAUCUGCACAAAUCAAACGGCUCCGUCUUCCUCCACAACGUAGCCAAAAAUGAAGUAUCUGAAUUCCUGAACCACAAUAAUAUGACUGCAAAAGACACUUAUGAUUACCAGCUGUCUGCUGACCGCAAAUAUGUUGCAUUCAUGAGCAACUACACUAAGCUCUGGAGACAUUCAUUUACGGCUUCAUAUUCACUGUAUGACCGAACGUUAAACAAAUUUGUUACUGCUGGCAUUCCUGAUGAUGUCCAGUACUUUGCCUGGGCCCCUGAAGGGAAUAAACUGGCCUACGUUUGGGAGAAUAACGUGUAUAUAAAAACAAGUCCAGAGUCACCACCGCAGCAAGUCACUUCCAUCAGAGAGACUGAUAUUAUUUUAAAUGGGAUCCCUGACUGGGUGUAUGAGGAGGAGAUGUUUUCAUCCAACCAAGGCCUUUGGUGGUCACCCGGGGGGAAGUAUGUGGCCUACGCCGAGUUCAAUGACACUGAGGUGCACACUAUAGAGUACACCUGGUACGGCGAGAACCAGUACCCCAUCACUGUUUCCAUUCCAUACCCUAAGGCAGGAACUCCCAACCCUGUUGUGAAACUGUUUGUUGUGGACACGGAUAACACCACAAAAAUCACUGAAGUUGUUGUUCCAGCCCUAUUCAGCUCAGUUGACCACUACUUGGCCUCUGUGACCUGGGUGACUGAUGAUCGUUUGGCUGUCCAGUGGUUAAAGCGAGUACAAAACCACCUUAUCCUUCAGAUUUACAACUGGAAUGGAUCUACCAGUAGUUGGGAUCCUGUUGAGAAACUGGACGUGACGAGUUCUGGCUGGAUUGGACGGUUUUCCCCAUCAGAGCCAGUGUUUGCUGUGGACAAGAGAAGCUACUACCUGAUCAUGAGCGACAGCAGCAGAUACAAGCACAUCCAUCACGUGGUUCAGGGAGUUGCUACACCCAUCACCAGGGGAUCCUGGGAAGUAAUUGAUAUCCUGAAAGUCACUGCAGAGAGUGUGUAUUAUUCAAGUAACGAAAACGACAACAAACCAGGAGGAAGGAACAUUUACAAGUGGACCAACGAUGACAUCAGCUGUCUAACUUGCUCUUUUCAUUCAGACUGUGAAUAUAACUCCGCUUACUUCAGCCACAAUGCCUCCUACUACCAUUUGAGCUGCAGUGGUCCAGACAUUCCCAAGUAUUUUCUAAUGGAUACCAGAAGCAAUACACAGAUCAAGCCUUUGGAGGAAAACAAAGUAUUUAAGGACCUGAUAUCCCAAAUCGCAAUGCCUACAAUCCGCCGAGGGACCAUCAAACUUGACAAAUACAAUCUUUGGUAUCAGAUGGUUUUACCUCCUGGUUUUGAUGAGUCGAAGAAGUACCCUUUACUGAUAGACGUGUACGCAGGUCCCUGCAGUCAGAAAGUAGACCUCAGAUACAGGGUGGGCUGGUCCACCUACCUGGCCAGUACUGAGAAAAUCAUCGUCGCAAGCUUUGAUGGAAGAGGAAGCGGUUACCAAGGCGACCAGUUAAUGCAUGAAAUCUACAAACGUCUGGGAACCUACGAGGUGGAAGAUCAGAUAACGGCGACUAGAGAAUUCAUCAAAAUGGGCUUCAUUGACAAAAACAGAGUUGCUAUAUGGGGAUGGUCCUACGGUGGAUAUGUUACUUCUAUGGUCUUGGGUUCCGGCAGCGGAGUUUUCAAAUGUGGAAUGGCUGUCGCUCCAGUGUCCAAAUGGGAAUAUUAUGAUUCCAUCUACACAGAGCGUUAUAUGAUGCAGCCGUCAGAGAAUUUUGAUGCUUAUGCUACCUCAACAGUAAUGGCCAGAGCCAAGAAUUUCCAUUCGGUGGACUAUCUUCUGAUUCAUGGAACAGCUGAUGACAACGUUCAUUUCCAGCAAGCUGCGGAGAUCUCCGAAGCUUUGGUGCUUGAGAAGGUGGACUUCGAGGCCAUGUGGUACACCGACAAGGAUCAUGGGCUGGAUGGUUCGGCCAAUCAGCAUGUCUACAAUCACAUGUCCCACUUCCUGAAGAGGUGCUUUGCCUGAAUUUCAUCAAACUAUUUAAGAUUGUCUUUGUAGUUUAAACUAUGCUCUUAUUUGGGAGCAGGAACGUAAAAAGCACAAAGUUGUCCAAGCCAUAAAUUAUUAUUCGUACCGGUGAAAUCUUGUCUCGCAUACAUCAAGAUGUGCAAACUCCACAAUAUCUGACAAUCAGAAAUAAUUUUUCUUGUACCAAAUGUUCAGGAAUAAGUUAUGUAUUUUAUUCAGUGUGUAAAUUUUCUAUUUAAAGAUGUUUUAACUUGAUGACAACUCGCCAGUGAUGUUAAAAAUAU
Messenger RNA from Nematolebias whitei (Rio pearlfish), 2618 nucleotides. It is a transcript of the gene dpp4, whose product is annotated as dipeptidyl-peptidase 4. Bases 1 to 2331 code for a protein of 776 amino acids. The record is from RefSeq and is a predicted model, not a curated record. Lineage: Eukaryota; Metazoa; Chordata; Actinopteri; Cyprinodontiformes; Rivulidae. Gene Ontology annotation, molecular function: serine-type endopeptidase activity; dipeptidyl-peptidase activity. The transcript has 26 exons. Gene Ontology annotation, biological process: proteolysis.